Messenger RNA from Cryphonectria parasitica EP155, 1495 nucleotides. RefSeq names its product family A G protein-coupled receptor-like protein. The coding region runs from base 189 to 1079 and encodes 296 amino acids. The record is from RefSeq and is a predicted model, not a curated record. NCBI's taxonomy places the organism in Eukaryota, Fungi, Ascomycota, Sordariomycetes, Diaporthales, Cryphonectriaceae. The transcript has 3 exons. Gene Ontology annotation, cellular component: plasma membrane; endoplasmic reticulum.
CACACGCCAGUGAGAAACAAAGUGUCAAAUACUAGGAACUACCACUCUCAAGAGGUUGUCUGUUCUGUGGACUUGCCUUCUGUCUUGACGCAAUCCUUUGGCGGUGUCUAUCACCUUCACCACAAUCAUCAUUACAUAGCGUUCUACCGCUCAUAACAAUUUGUUAAACCCAGCUCAACGUCGACAAGAUGUUUCUCCAAGCAAGAGUGAACGAUGCCCUCAACCACAACCCGCCUUCGGGUAGUGAGCACCUCAAUGUCCACGGCUCCGAUUGGCUAUGGGCUGUGACUGCUGUCUUCGCCCUCCAAUUUGUUGUCUUCUUCGUUCUCUCGGCAAUUCACAAAGGCGAGAAGAUCUUUCACUACAUCUUCACAAUUACAUUGCUCGUUGGGUCCAUUGCCUACUAUGCCAUGGCUUCCGACCUGGCGUGGGAUGUCAUCGGCCAGGUUGACCACGCCGGGAACGGUGACCGCCAGAUUUUCUUUGCAAAAUAUGUCUACUGGUCUGUGUCUUUCCCUGCGGUCAACAUCGCGCUGGGUCUCAUCAGCGGUGUCUCCUGGGCUACGAUCGCUUAUACUGUCUUCUUGUCUUGGACCUGGGUUCUCGCCUACCUCUUCACGGCCUACACAGACUCCACCUACAAAUGGGGCUUCUACGCCUUUGGGACCAUAGCCUACCUCCUCCUGGCCUACGAGACGCUCUUCGAAAGCCGCCGCUCUCUCGCAGGCCGCGAUCUCGGUGCCGUCCGCACGCACCACCUCGGCCUCGCGUCCUGGGUCAACCUGCUCUGGCUCAACUACCCCAUCGCCUUUGGCAUCUCUGACGGCGGCAAUGUCAUUGGCGUCGUCGGCAGCUUCAUCUACUUUGGCAUCCUGGACGUGCUGUUGGUGCCCGUCGUCGCGGGCGCGUUCCUCUUCCUGGCCCGCAGGUGGGACUAUGGCCGGAUGAAUAUUGCUUUUACGCAGUAUGGUCGCGUCCGGGCGGCGCCGGGCACGUUCCCUGAGAAGAACAAUAAUGGUGAUGCUGCUGCUGCUGCUACGCCUGCGGGCGGGCCAGUCAACGAUGUCCCUGCUGUCUAGGGGUCAUGAGGCUGACAAGGCUCACGUCGCCGCCCUUGCUCUUAAGAUGAGAGGCAUCGCGAGAAGCAGUGAGAGGAGGGGGGAAGAGACACACAAGAGUUGACUUGGCCUGUCAUCUUCGGACUGAGGUGACGAGACAAGAUGGCCAUGUCAGGGGAUGAAUGGCGAACACGAAAGUUGUGAGACAAAGGUGUCGAUGAAAGUGAACACACCCUCGUUACACGAGUUUUACGAUGAUUUUCUUUCUGUUGAGAUACCGAUAUACCCUCUUUUAUUAUUUAUUGACCGUGGAAUGCAAGAGCAAGGGUACUGGGCGCGAAAAUUGGUUAAUUCAAUCGAGUCGUUUCAUAACGGCACUUGGCUAAUAAUUAGUUAAUUAAGACAUUGGUACCCUUCUCAAUUAUUGUAAUAUCCUG